AUGACCAAAACCCAAAUACAUCAGUCAGUCAAUUACUCCAUGCAAGCUCGUGGCAUGUCGCAGCAACGCCGCCGCAGCGCCGCCCCCGCCGCGCUGCUGGCGCUGGCGGUGCUGCUGGGGACGUCGCCGCCCGACGCAGCGGCUCAACAAGGUCCGUCCUGGCGGCCCCUCGUGGCGCGUGUCAACAAGGACGCCGCCACCUCCCUCUACACCAUCGCCAUCAAGGACGGAGGAGGGCCGCUCCUCCUCGAACUCGCCGGCCCAAUGCUCUGGGUCGCCAACUGCCCCUGCACGCACUGGGCCAUCGGGUGCGGCGGCAGCCACUGCGACGGCUUCCGCAAUAUGUUCACCCCGGAUGCCUGUGAUAGUGCAGAAUGGCCGGCGCAGGGGCAGGACACGUGCAUCUGCACCGCCUUGCCGUACAACCCGGUCGACGGGCGCUGCGUCGCCGCCCAAGCCACCACCAUCUCGAUCGCUGCCAACACCACGGACGGCAAGAACCCGCUCUCCCCGGUGACCUUCCCCGUCGUCGGGUCCUGCGCGCCGGGGGAUUUCCUGGCCUCGCUCCCGGCGGGCGUGGCCGGCGUCGCCGGGCUCGCGAGGCUGCGUAACUCUCUGCCGUUGCAGGUCGCGCAGUGGUACAGCCUGAAGCAAGAGUUCGCGUUGUGCCUGCCCAGGGGCGGGGACGGCGUGGCCGUCUUCGGCGGCGGCCCGUUCCAGCUCCUGGCCGCGCCGACCGUGGAGCUCGCCGACAGCCUCCGCAAGAAGCCUCUCCCGUUCCUCUUCAACCCCAAAAACCGCGCCUACUACUUCACCAUCACCGGCAUCGCCGUGAACCAGCAGCGCGUGCCCACGCCGCCCGGCGCCUUCGACUUGGAAAGGAGAGGCCAAGGCGGCGCCGCCUUCAGCACCGUCACGCCCUACACCGCGCUCCGCUGGGACGUCUACUGGCCGCUCCGCAACGCGUUCGACGCGGCCACCAGCGGCAUCGCGCGCGCGGACAAGGUGGCGCCGUUCGACAUGUGCUACCAGGCGUCGGAGCUCGCCAUGACCAGCGUGGGCUACGCCGUGGCCAGCAUUGACCUGAUGCUGGACGGAGGCCAGAACUGGACGCUGCCCGGCGCCAGCUCGCUCGUGCAGGUGAACGACCGGACGGUGUGCUUCGCGUUCGUUCAGACGGAUUCGUCGGUGCCGGCACAUGCUGAGUCGCCGGCGGUGAUCCUCGGGGGGCACCAGUUGGAGAAUAACCUGCUGAUGUUUGAUCUGGACAAGGACACGUUCGCGUUCAGUGGGCUGCUGCUCGGCAUCGGCACUACCUGCAGCAACUUCGACUUCAGCAUCGGGAGUUCUUAG
Molecule: messenger RNA, 1353 nt
Organism: Triticum turgidum subsp. durum (durum wheat)
Lineage: Eukaryota; Viridiplantae; Streptophyta; Magnoliopsida; Poales; Poaceae
Source: the annotation of a GenBank genome assembly